Aureobasidium subglaciale EXF-2481 is the source of this 654-nucleotide messenger RNA. RefSeq lists its product as uncharacterized. The transcript is spliced from 3 exons. Gene Ontology annotation, cellular component: mitochondrion; cytoplasm. Gene Ontology annotation, molecular function: ATP binding; AMP kinase activity. Lineage: Eukaryota; Fungi; Ascomycota; Dothideomycetes; Dothideales; Saccotheciaceae. The record is from RefSeq and is a predicted model, not a curated record. The coding region runs from base 1 to 654 and encodes 217 amino acids. Gene Ontology annotation, biological process: nucleobase-containing compound metabolic process.
AUGCAACUCCGGAAAGCCGCUCGCAUCAUCUUGGUUGGUGCUCCUGGUGUAGGAAAGGGUACUCAGUCUGAGCGUAUGCUCAAACGAUUUCCUCAACUAGCCUCGAUCAGCUCUGGUGAUCUCUUGAGAGAUAAUGUUCGCAGGCGGACUCCGCUAGGCAUCCAGGCCGAGUCCCUUAUGAAGGCCGGCGCGCUCGUCCCGGACUCGACCAUCUUGCGUCUGAUUACGAACGACGAUCAGCCAAGCGCCUCUUUCAUCCUCGACGGCUUCCCUCGCACUGUCGAUCAAGCCAUCCAACUCGACAAGUUAAUCCCCAUCAACCUGGUUGUCCAGUUCAAUACCCCCACUUCCGUCAUACUCGAUCGCAUCUGCAACCGUUGGAUCCAUGCCCCCUCUGGCCGGGUAUACAACACCACCUUCAACGCUCCAAAGGUCGACGGAAAGGAUGACAUUACAGGAGAGAUCCUAGUACAAAGGGACGACGACAAGCCCGAAACUUGGAUGGCUCGUCUGAAGAAGUUUGAGGAAACCAGCCAGCCUCUACUUGCGCACUACGAUAAGCUUGGUGUUCUGUGGAGGGUCGAUGGUAACAGCAGUGAUGAAAUUAGCCCAAAACUCUUUGACGAGUUCAACAAGAGAUUCGGAAAAGCAUGA